Messenger RNA from Numida meleagris (helmeted guineafowl), 2402 nucleotides. Its product is annotated as E3 ubiquitin-protein ligase TRIM39-like. Lineage: Eukaryota; Metazoa; Chordata; Aves; Galliformes; Numididae. The transcript is spliced from 6 exons. The coding region runs from base 162 to 1733 and encodes 523 amino acids. The record is from RefSeq and is a predicted model, not a curated record. Gene Ontology annotation, molecular function: protein binding; zinc ion binding.
CACCGCAAGGCCUACCACAGGUAGGAGCCUGUGGGCCCCAUCUCAUCCCACCGGGGCGGCCCACAUUGCCAGUUUGGCCCAUUUGUCCCGUUUUCCCUGCAAGCCUUCGCUUUCACUUUCACCCUCCGGGCCGGGAGGCCACAGCCCUCAGGGCCGCCCCAAUGGUGCCACGCUCCGCCCACGGCCGCUGCUGCCCCGGCCGGGUGUCAUCAUCCCAGGGCCACACGCAGCAGAGCUGCCAGGCCGCAGCGCCCACCAUGGCCCUGUCCGAAGCCCUGGAGCGGCUGUAUGAGGAGGCCAUCUGCUCCAUCUGCCUGGAGUACAUGAGCGAGCCUGUCAGCAUCGACUGCGGGCACAACUUCUGCCGCGGCUGCAUCGGGAAGCACUGCCAGGAGAAGGGGCUGUGGAACGACAUGCCCUUCUCCUGCCCGCAGUGCCGGGCCCCCUGCCGCCGCAGCAGCCUGCGGCCCAACCGGCAGCUGGCCAACAUUGUGGAGAGCAUCCGGCAGCUGGGGCUGCGGGGCGGUGCGGGGACGGCGACGGGGACAGGAACAGGGACCCCGCUUUGCCCCCUGCAUGACGAGCGCCUCAAGCUCUUCUGCGAGGUGGACGAGCAGGCCAUCUGCGUGGUGUGCCGGGAGUCCCAGCAGCACCGCUCGCAUACCGUCUAUCCCAUCGAGGAGGCUGCACAGGUGUACAAGGUCAAACUCCAGAAAUCACUGGAGCAACUUUCCAAGGAAGUGGAGGAUAUGAAGAAGCGUGAGUCAGAGGCGAAAAUGAAAACCCAGGAGUGCAAGGAGAAAGUGAAGAGAAAGCGGGAGACGAUUGUGUGUGAGUUUGGGAAACUGCAUCAGCUGCUGGCUGAUGAGGAGAAGCUGCUGCUUCAGAAGCUGGAGGAGGAGGAGACGCAGAUUCUGGUGAUGAUCUCUGAAAACCUGGCCAGGGUGACAGAGCAGAAGUGCUUGCUGGUCGAGCUGAUCCUGGAGAUAAAGGAGAAGAUGCAGCAGCCAGCCGAGGGGCUGCUCAAGGAUAUGAGACACAUCCUGAACAGGUGUGAAAUGAUGAAGUUUCAGGUCCCCAAACCUGUGUCUGUGAACUUGAAGGAGGACUACAGCAUCCCAGAGCGCUGCAUGGGUAUGAGGCACAUGCUGAGGAAGUUCAAAGUGGACGUGACUCUGGACCCUGAGACGGCACACCUUGAGCUCAUCCUGUCCGAGGACCGCAAGAGCGUGCGGCGUGGGGGCAGGAGGCUGCUCCUGUCCUUAUUUGACAGCUCCAAGAGGUUCAGCUGUGCUCCAGUGGUGCUGGGGCUGCAGGCCUUCUUCUCGGGCCGCAGCUACUGGGAGGUGCAGGUGGGAGACAAGCCAGAGUGGGGCCUGGGGCUGUGCAAGGAGGCUGCCUGCCGGAAAGGCAACAUUGUCUUCUCCCCCCAAAAUGGCUACUGGGUGCUGCGGCUGCAGAAUGGUGGCUACGAGGCCCUCACCUGCCCCGUCUCCUGUCUGACCCCAAGCGUCAGGCCCCGGUGCAUUGGCAUCUUCCUGGACUAUGAGGCUGGAGAAAUCUCCUUUUACAACGUGUCCGACCGCACCCACCUUUACACCUUUACCGACAAGUUCUCGGGGAAACUCCGGCCUCUCUUCUACCUGGGCUCCCUUAUGGGGGGCAAAAAUGCAGAGCCCUUGGUGAUCUCCUGGAUGAGGGACACUCAGGGGACCAGCUGUGUCGUCCUGUGAUGGGGACAAGCAGAGCUUUGGGGGCACAACGAGCUGCUUGGGUGAGCAGGAGGUGACAGCUGGUAGCCUCUGUGUGCGUGGCACAGAGCAGAGACCUAGCCAGGACCAUGCUGGGAUUGGAGCACCCGUUAUUCACCGGUGCUCUACUGCUCAUCCACAGGCUUCUGGUGGUGGGGGUUCACAGCCUGCUGCGUCAUGGUGCAUUGGGUAUUGUACUGACAGGAGGCAAUAAAGAGAUUAUCUGGGGAGCCCUGAGCAGUUAGCAGUGCAUUUUUGUGGUGCAUCCAUCCCUGCUGGUUAACACCAAGCCCUGGCACCCAGCAUCUCAACUCUGAAUUUUGGAGCCUGGAGAGAAGGUCCUUGUGUGCUGGCCUUCGAGCAGUGUGUAGCCCUGCUGCUGUCAGCUUCUUGUGGACCAUGUGUGUUGUCCAAAGGGUGCUGUGCCUGCUGGCCGUGACCCAGGGAGGACCUCCAAAGCAGUGGUCUCCCACGUGGCAGCUCUCUGGUCCUUCAGCUCAUCUGCUGCAUCAGCCAGUGCUGCUUGCUGAAAGCACCUGGAGGCUGGAGGUGCUGCCCAGCAGCUGUGCCCUGUGCUGUGGGGACAAAAAUAAUGAACCUUCUUAAUUUAGUGACUGAUUCAAUGGGAAUAAAAUGAGAUUUGAUAAGAAA